ACUAUCUCUGUCUCUCUUGAUCUUUCUCUCGCGCGUACACCGUUCAUUACUAUAGUUUUCAGUGAGUCCGUGUGUACGAGACUUCUUACAAUACUUAGUUGGUGCUUAGGCGGUGAACAGUCGCGAGUCGCGAUAUCACGGUAUCGAGAAAGUAUUGGCAUCUGAUGCAUUGUUUCACUAUUCGGUGAAAAAAUCGCCUAUGUGCUUUCAUGUGAAUGCACCCCGAUUUUCUAUUUUUCCAUGAUCCCCCGUACGGUUUCCAAUAUGUGUCAGUGAAUGUUUAUUACAAAUUUACCAACUCUGCUGGCCAUACCAAAAAUGUCGAAACCCGGUGACAAACAAACCUACGCGCAGACAUAUAAACUAGUCGUCGUGGGUGGGGGUGGUGUUGGAAAAUCUGCAAUCACGAUACAAUUCAUUCAAAGUUAUUUUGUAACUGAUUAUGAUCCAACCAUUGAAGAUUCUUAUACAAAACAAUGCGUCAUCGACGAUGUUCCUGCCAAACUUGAUAUAUUGGACACAGCAGGCCAAGAAGAAUUUAGUGCAAUGCGUGAACAGUACAUGAGAAGUGGCGAAGGCUUUCUACUAGUAUUUUCAGUAACAGACCAUUCAUCUUUUGAUGAAAUGCUAAAAUUCCAUAAGCAGAUUCUAAGAGUAAAGGACCGUGAUGAAUUUCCAAUGCUCAUGGUUGGAAACAAAGCAGAUUUGGAUCAGCAAAAAAUUGUCUCUGUUGAGGAAGCACAAAAUAUGGCACGCCAAUUAAAAAUUCCUUAUAUAGAAUGUAGUGCAAAAUUAAGAAUGAAUGUUGACCAAGCUUUCCAUGAAUUAGUAAGAAUUGUCAGGAAGUUUCAAUUAUCUGAAAGACCACCAUUAAAACAAAAUUACAAGAAAAACAAAAAGAAAUGUUGCAUGUUGUAAUUACAAUUACCGAUGUGUUCAUAAUUAACAAAACGAUAUAACCGAAUUAAUUAAAAUGAAAACAUAGCUGCAAAAUAAAAAAAAAACGAUUUUAAUAACAGUUGGUGGAAUGCAAUAUGCAUGUGAGUUGAUGUUUAUUAUUAAAAUAAUUAUGGAACUUCAUAUAAGUACAGAAAUGGAAGAGAUAUUAAAUGAAUAACUUUUUCUAAAGAUUUACAUAACCAUUUGCUUUAGAUGAUAUAACACAUAUGAUUAUUUUUUUAAAACUACUUACAUGAUUUGUAUACUUUGGCCUGUGGAAGGAAAGAAAAGGGAUAGUAUUCAUUAUAUAUUUUAUAUGGUACAAUUUGGUUUAUCGAAUUUUGUUUACGUCUUUAAAAUAUUUAUUACAUAAAGAGGUUAGAAAUUGUCAGACUGAUAAGUAAUUAUUUGAACGAGGUAAAUGUAGUUGAAUCAAACGCAACGGGGCCUUAAUUAAAAUAAAAUAUAAGGAUAUUUGUCAUAUAGGGUAUUAUGUUUCUUAUACUUACAGCAAUAAAGAAUAUUGCACAGAUUUACAACGAAGGAAAUUCAAUUCAAAUGCAUUACAAAUUCUUCUAUGCAAGUUUUAGUUCAUGUACGGUAGAACUACAAUUAAUGGGAUUCGAUUAUUUGUUGUCUUAGUCAUCUGACGUAAAAGUCAAACAUGAUAUAAUUUAUUUGUCUCCUACACCAAUUAGAACACAGUUAUAAACUCCCCGCCGGAAAAUUUUACUUGAGGCCAAACAGAUCCAAUUGUCUCAAUAUUGUACAAUUUUUUAAAGAAGGAAGAGAUUUCAUAAAUCAGUUGUAAAUAUUAUCCAAAAUCAUCUACAAGACAGUGAGAAGGCAUUGGCACUGACAAUUUACGAACAUUGGAGGACAAGGUUUAGGUAAUCUUAAUGGGUCGGGUUGAUCAUUUGUGUUUUCGGCUUCCUUAUUCUGUAUGAGGCCGGUUUUAAUUAAACUGUGAGCUUCUAUAGUGGAUAUCAGGAUGGAUGAGGUCUUUCAUAUAAUUCAAGAUGAGAAUUUCCAACUCAAAAACAUAAUUAUCUUUGUGUUGCUCAUGGAAUAAUAGAGUGGGUAGAGGAUUAUCAUGCAUAUGUGUUUGUGCUUAAUUCAUGAGAUUGAAUACUGAAGUGCUUAACCAAUAUGUAACUAAGUCUGGAAGCCAAUUUCUUUGGAGGGUUACAUUGGGUCAUCAGGUGCAAGAGGAGAUUAGCUACAGAAUUGGAUUUGGCGUCACACAUUAUGAAGAUGUGAAUCUCGAAUUUAAUCCUGCUUUCAUUUAAUUCUCUGAUGGUACGGGAAGAUUAAGGUUUUCCGUUCCUAUACGUUCAACACAAAGUCUUGAAAUUCAUAUUCAUUUGUAGUAUAAACAGAAGAGUGGCCACCUAUUUAAUGAAAUCACUUUUGACUUUUUACAAUGAAGUUCAAUAUUUUGGAUACAACAUUAUACCUCUAUAGAUAAAGUCAUUGUACCUCUUCGAUCAUUUUAUUCCUUAAUUUAAGAGUAGAUAUAUUUUUUGUAACAUAGGUUUGCUUAUAAGUAACAAAUAACAUGAUGUGAAAUCCGGAUAGUCAUCAAUUCUAGAAAACAAUUACUUGCUUUCAAGUGUUGUUUGUAAAACCGUUUCUAAAUAAUUAUUGAAGGAAGUUUAUAUCUGAAUCAUAAUUUUAUAAGAGAUUACAAAAGAAUAAGGGAUUGUUAAAGUACUUUUAUAAAAACUUUAUAUUAAUUUAAAAAUUAUAUGCAUCAUACAUCGAAGAGAAUAAGUGUGUAAAGUAAAAUUUCAUUCGAUUGCAAUGAGCUAUUGUAAUGAUUUUGAAGUAUGUGGCGUGAAUUCGAAGUUGACGAAUUAUAUUUGUUCAUAUUUGCGAAUACAUGCGGCAACGAUUGUUAAAAAAAUUUUUAUUUAAUAUACUUGUAGUAAAUUAAAUAUACUCGCGUAUAUUAAAUUUAUGUAUCAUUUUUAAAUAUUUAUUGUCUCUGUAUACACACAUAUGUAUUCAUUUAAUGCUUUGUACCAAUGAAAUCAAUAACAUAGUGCGGGGCCAAUAAUAAUUUUAAUACGAAACAA
Messenger RNA from Megalopta genalis, 3017 nucleotides. RefSeq names its product ras-like protein 2 (gene Ras64B). The record is from RefSeq and is a predicted model, not a curated record. Lineage: Eukaryota; Metazoa; Arthropoda; Insecta; Hymenoptera; Halictidae. Gene Ontology annotation, molecular function: GTPase activity; GTP binding. Gene Ontology annotation, biological process: signal transduction. Gene Ontology annotation, cellular component: membrane.